AUGUGUCUAGAGGAUACUAAGGUCACUGUGGGCUUCCAAGCCCCUUGGAACAUCUCAAAUUCUUUUAGUGCCCAGAGGCUGGGUGGUGCCAUCCAGAUUGCCAUGGAGAAGGUCAAUUCUGAUCCAGUAUACUUAAGUAACUAUACCAUGGAGUUUAAGUAUGCCAACUCAUCCUGCAGUGCCAAAGAAUCCCUGGAUGCUUUUAUCAAGCAAGUCCAAAGAGAAAGAAUUUCUGCCCUGUUUGGACCAGUCUGCCCAGAAGCAGCAGAGGUCACUGGCUUGUUGGCUGCACAAUGGAACAUUCCCAUGUUUGGAUUUGUCAGGCAAACACUGGAGAAUAGGUUCUUGUAUGACACCUACAUGAACCUCGUGUCCCCUAUUCAGAAAAUGGGGGAAGUACUCCAGGCAAUUCUACACCAUUUCAGCUGGAAACAUGUUGGGUUGCUUGGAGGAACCUCAAGAGAUUCCUCUUCGCAUGAAAUUCAGGAGCUAUGGACAACUGUGGAAAACCAGCUCAGAUCCCAUUUUGUCAUCACUACACAAGUCAGAUACACCAGCAACAAUCAAACUCUUCUUCAAGAGGAUCUCCAGCACAUAACAUCCUCUGCCAGAAUUAUCAUUUUAAUCUGCAGCAUGGCUGAAGCCUGGACUAUUCUGCAGGCCACAGAGAUGCUGGGACUAGUCCCUGGAAAAUUCGUCUUUGUCAUUUUGCAGCACUCAGAGGAUGAUUUUGAGAAAGAAGAAUUGACUCAUCAGAACGCUCACCUCCCCAAAGCCUUUGAGUCUGUGUUUCUCAUAGCCAUCACUUCCUUUGACAAAUAUUCCAAUGGCUAUAAUUUCAAGAAGAAAGUCUAUGAAAAGCUGAAGGAGAAGCCCUUUCUCAGUUCCCUUUCAUCAGUUGAGCAGGUGAGUGCUUAUUCUGCCUACCUUCAUGAUGCAGUCCUGCUCUAUGCUCUAACUGUAAAGGCAAUGUUAAAGGAAGGAAAGGAUUUCCGUAAUGGAAGGCAGCUUGUGAGCACCAUGAAAGGUGACAAUCUGACUGAGUUCCGUGGAAUCACUGGACGAAUCAGGAUAGAUAAAUCUGGAGAGAGGCAAAUGGAUUACAUGGUUUAUAUCUUAAAGAAAACUGGAAAUUCUUCUACAUUCAUUCCUUUUCUUCAUUAUGACAGCCAUAGGAAAACAAUCAGUCCCACAGGAGACUUUAAUGGCAGCUGGCCCCUUGGGUCUCUUCCUAAAGACAAACCUGCAUGUGGCUUUUCUAAUGAACACUGUCAAGCUAUGUCUAUAAGUGUCACCAUGAUCAUGGUGACGGUUCUCAUCAUUCUGGUAAUGAUCUCUGGAACUGCCAGCGUUGUGUUUUUUUUUAAGAUGCAGAAAAAGAACCUAUCUGUAUCCUAUAGUAAUGCUUGGUGGAAAAUCAACUAUGAAGACAUCAUCAUUUUGCCCCUUAACAAGCAAUCACAGGGGGACACUCCUAUGUCUAGAGGACAUGAAAGCUCAAACAUGAUUAUUUCAAGCAAUCCAAACUCAGACUUCCAGGAGAAGCAGGGAGAAGAAGCCUUUUAUACAACCGUGGGCCUUUACCAGGGUAAUCAUGUUGCCAUUAAACAUAUUGAAAAUGGAAAGGAAUCCUGCUUUAGUAAGCCAUCUGUUCUGCGAGAAAUACAGCUGAUGUGUGAACUGAAGCAUGAAAAUCUAGUUCCUUUCUUUGGUAUUUGCACUGAACCACCCAAUAUCUGUCUUGUCAUUCAGUACUGCAGGAAAGGAAGUCUGAAGGAUAUUCUAAGAAAUUCUGAGAAUGAAUUGGAUUGGGUAUUCAAGCUCUCUUUUGCAUAUGACAUAGUCAAUGGAAUGUUGUUUCUUCAUAAAAGCCCAUUGAACUCCCAUGGCAACCUGAAACCUUCCAAGUGUUUGGUUGAUAGUCGAAUGCAAGUGAAGCUGUCUGGAUUUGGGCUUUGGGAACUGAAGCACGGAAGAAAGUCUAGAUCAAAGAGUGAAAAAAAUACUGACUAUUCAGAAUUCUACUGGACUGCCCCAGAGCUGUUAAGGCUGGAGGAGCCUCCAACUCAUGGCACCCAAAAAGGAGAUAUUUAUAGUUUUGCUAUCCUAAUGAAGGAACUUAUUUAUAAUGAUCAACAUGGGCCCUUUGGAGACUUAAAUAAAGAGGCCAAAGAAAUCAUCAAUAAAAUCAAAGAUCCUGAUGAUGCUGUUCCCCUGAGACCAAACCUGUUAAAGGAAAAAUGUAACGAGAAAGUUAUAGCCAUGUUGAAGAAUUGUUGGGAUGAAUCGCCAGAGAAAAGACCAACAUUUUCCCAAGUCAAGAGAAUCUUAAGAGAAGCCAGUCCAGAUGGCCACGUGAGCAUCCUGGACAGCAUGGUGAACAAGCUAGAGAAGUAUGCCAACCAUCUGGAGGAGGUGGUGGAGGAGAGGACCACACAGCUAAUGUCUGAGAAGAAAAAGAUACACACGCUUCUAUCUACUAUGUUGCCCAGCUUCAUUGGGGAGCAGCUGAUAGCUGGGAGAUCUGUGGAGCCAGAACACUUUGAUUCUGUGACUAUCUUUUUCUCUGACAUCGUUGGAUUUACAAAGCUGUGUUCCCUCAGCACCCCCCUGCAAGUCGUUGGUCUUCUCAAUGACCUGUACAGUUUAUUUGACAAUAUUAUUAAAACGUAUGAUGUCUAUAAGGUUGAAACCAUUGGGGAUGCCUAUAUGGUGGCAAGUGGCCUCCCCCUUCGCAAUGGAAUCCGACAUGUGGAGGAAAUUGCUACAAUGUCACUGCAUUUCCUCAGUGCUGUGGUCCAUUUCAAGAUUGGACACAAGCCGGAGGAAAAAUUGAAGCUCCGGAUUGGUCUACAUACAGGUCCUGUAGUUGCUGGUGUUGUGGGGAUCACAAUGCCCAGGUACUGCCUGUUUGGAGAUACUGUGAACAUGGCAUCCAGGAUGGAAAGCAACAGCCUCCCUCUUCGGAUUCAUGUUUCUCAGACCACUGCCAGUGCCCUGAGAUCAGUAGGAGGGUAUGACCUGCAAGAACGAGGGCAAGGGAGAACAAACUACCUAUUGGCUAAAAGGAAAAGUUGGACUUGCCAUUUCCCUGCCAGAGUUCAUUGA
Molecule: messenger RNA, 3108 nt
Organism: Gracilinanus agilis (Agile Gracile Mouse Opossum)
Lineage: Eukaryota; Metazoa; Chordata; Mammalia; Didelphimorphia; Didelphidae
Product: guanylate cyclase 2G-like
Exons: 21
Coding region: 1-3108 (1035 amino acids)
Biological process (GO): intracellular signal transduction; protein phosphorylation; receptor guanylyl cyclase signaling pathway
Cellular component (GO): membrane
Molecular function (GO): guanylate cyclase activity; protein kinase activity; peptide receptor activity
Source: RefSeq, a predicted model, not a curated record